Molecule: messenger RNA, 666 nt
Organism: Calliphora vicina (urban bluebottle blowfly)
Lineage: Eukaryota; Metazoa; Arthropoda; Insecta; Diptera; Calliphoridae
Product: ADP-ribosylation factor-like protein 2-binding protein
Exons: 2
Coding region: 82-615 (177 amino acids)
Biological process (GO): maintenance of protein location in nucleus; positive regulation of tyrosine phosphorylation of STAT protein
Cellular component (GO): mitochondrial intermembrane space
Source: RefSeq, a predicted model, not a curated record
UAUGUGUACGUACAUAUUUUUGAAAACCAUUAAAAAUUCUAAAGAAAAUUAAAAAAACCAACGAAAGAAAUAUUUUGUACAAUGGAUUAUAGCGAUAACGGAGAUACUAAUAUCGAUAUAGUGUGUCAAACAUCGGUAAAUGAAUAUUUCGAUCAAGUCAUUGGCCACAUAGAAGACAUUGUUCUGAGCGAAAAAUUCCAAGACUUGCAUGAACAAUUCUUGGAAAGAUAUUGGUCGAAAUUCGAAGACAAUGAAGAAAACAAAUUGGAAUAUAUGGAAGUAUUUGAGGAAUAUACCACAACAUUUGAGACAUUCUUUAUGGAAGAAUUAAACCGUUGUAUGGAUAAUUUUGAUAUGGAGAAAUUUGCUGAAGAAUUAAAUUUGCAUGAAUCUUCACCAAAUGCUAUGGGUUUUGUCGAUUCAGAAAUUUUCGAAUUGUUGUAUUCUUUUAGUAAUUUUCAAAUUUUCAAGAAUUUGAUGUUAGAUUAUCGCAGUAAGAAGGAAGGCCGCGUACAACAUUUGGAUUUUAAUAUUCUAAUAACGAAACCAUUACAUCAAGAGGCUGAAUUGUUGGAUAGAGUUGUGGAUACAUGUUUAGUUAAUAAUAUUAAAUAAGUAUGGUCUUGAUUUCUAAAUGAAAUGUUAAAUUUAUGUGUGAUUUUGAAU